GAAAUUAAAAGAUUACAGCUCUUACUGAAGUUGUACAUCAUGGAUUUGUGGCUAUUUUAUGUGCUGCUGAGCGGGGUUAUUCUGCAGAUAGUUUGCUGUCUGCCUGUUCAAGAACUACAGGAAAGAAAUGAAGACAGUGGAAUAGAUCAAGAUAUCUUUGAUAUCAAUGAAGCAUUGGGACUGAACUUGUUCGAGGGUGAUAUCAAACUUGAUGAGAGACCAGAACGUAACUCCAUUAUUGGCAAUGAAUAUCGAUGGCCUCACACCAUUCCAUAUGUCCUUGAGGACAGCCUAGAUAUGAAUGCAAAGGGGCUGAUCCUCAAUGCAUUUGAACAGUAUCGCCUAAAAUCCUGUAUUGAUUUCAAACCCUGGGAAGGCGAAGCAAAUUACAUAUCUGUCUUCAAAGGGAGUGGUUGCUGGUCCUCUGUGGGAAACCGCCGAAAAGGGAGGCAAGAACUCUCCAUAGGAGCCAACUGUGACAGGAUUGGGACGAUUGAGCAUGAAUUCCUUCAUGCACUGGGAUUCUGGCAUGAACAGUCACGAUCUGAUCGAGAUGAUUAUGUCACAAUAAUGCGAGACAGAAUUCAGGAGGGUAAGGAAGGAAACUUCAACAAAUAUGAUGAUAAAAGAUCUGACUUCCUUAAUGUCCCAUAUGACUAUAACUCUGUAAUGCACUACAGUAAAAAUGCCUUCAGGAAUGGAACAGAACCAACAAUAGUAACAAAUAUACCAGCCUUCAUUGAUGUGAUUGGACAGCGCAUGGAUUUCAGUGAAUAUGAUAUCCGGAAGCUGAGUCGACUCUACAACUGCACUUCGUCUUUAAGCUUUAUGGAGACGUGCAGUUUUGAAUUUGAAAACGUGUGUGGCAUGAUUCAAAGUACAGAAGAUAAUGCUGACUGGCAGCGCAUAACCCAGGUUCCUAGUGGACCACAAACGGAUCACACCUAUGUUGGAAUCUGCCAAGAGACUGGCUACUUGAUGCAUUUUAACACCAGUGCUGGAAGUGUGUCAGAUCGAGCGGUUUUAGAGAGCCGAUUUCUAUAUCCCAAGAGAGGUUUCCAGUGCCUACAAUUCUAUUAUUACAACAGCGGAAGUGAAAGUGAUCAGCUGAAUGUUUUAGUCAAGGAAUACACUGAUGCAAGCCCCAAUGGUACCCAAAGGCUUGUGAAAACGAUACAAGGUUCACCUGCAGGCUACUGGGAGUUACACCAUGUGUCUUUAAAUGUUGCAAGUAAAUUCCGAGUAGUAUUUGAAGGCAUAAAAGGACCCGAUGGAUCUAAUGGAGGCCUUUCCAUUGAUGAUAUCAACCUGUCAGAAACUCAGUGCCCUCACCAUGUUUGGCAUAUAAGAAAUUUCACUCAGGUGGUUUCAAGUGCUACAACACAAUAUAGUCCACCCUUUUACUCUCCCAAAGGGUAUGCAUUUCAGAUUGGUUUGCUCCCCACCAGUUCAUUUAAUUUACACAUACAUUUGCACUUGAUCUCUGGUGCAAAUGAUGACCGGUUGCAGUGGCCUUGUGCAUGGCAACAAGCUACAGUGCUUCUGCUUGAUCAACAUCCAGACAUCCGCCAACGUAUGUCAAAUCAAAGGAGUAUAACUACAGACCCAAGCCAACUAGUAUAUGAUAGACCAGACAAUGUAGGAAUGGUCGCUACUUUUCCUAAUGGCACUGAAUUCAUGAGAGGUCCUGCAACUGAAUUCAGUUCCUUUAUAACACAACAAAGGCUUGAAAGUCGUGAGUUUGUUAAAGAGGAUAGUAUUUUCAUUCUUACAACAGUGGAAGAUAUAUCACAUUUAAUAUCAACUCAGCCAAAUUCUACAGCCGUCACUCCAACUACAGCCACUAGUGUGUGUGAGGCCUAUGGUUGUCAAAAUGGUGGAAUCUGCAUUCUUGAAGAGGGGAAGCCAGUUUGCAGAUGCCCUGUAGGUGCAGAUUGGUGGUAUGUGGGAGAAAAAUGCGAGCAGAAGGGAUCCACACAGGACACAGUUGUGAUAGCAGUUGCCUCGUCUCUGUCUAUAUUUGCCGUUAUGUUGAUCAUCACCAUUGUAACGACCAGCUGUAUUAAAAAGAAAUAUAGGAAAAAAAUGGAAAGCCUGGGUUUACAAAAUAAAACACCUCUCUGAAGAUAGUGAAAGUUUGGAAACCAAAAUGGAUGGCCUCACUUGAACACCUUAUUCAUAACUUCAUGUCCAGCACAGUUUCUCCUUUGCCAACCAACAUUUUACUUACAGGAAAAAAGGGAAAGGAAAUUAUUUGUGUGUGAGUUUAAAUCAAUGCAAAAAAAGCGGCUAAACGUGAUAUUUUAAAUUUUGAGAUGGUGCAAGUUUAAGGAUUUCUCUAGCAUGGAACAUUUCCUGGAUAAGCAAAGUGGUCAGAUUUCUUUAUUUCCACCACAUAAUUUAUGAAACAAAACUGGGAGGUUUCCCUUCUGUAUAAACAAUAUGGACCCAGAGUGAAGACAUGUGUCCUACUUUUUUUCCAGAGGGGUGUCUUUUGCAGGUGGUUCCCCUCCAGAAUCUUUAAAUGGCCUUUUAAACAUCUGAGUUCAAAAAAUUGUUUGGGGAUUUGGCACGAUAGCAUUUCAAGGGGGAAAGUGGGUGGAAAAUCACAUAUGCUUCAGUGGCAGCCCUUUUCUGAAAAACUCAUCAACUGCCUGGCUGCUUUGUGAACUCAAAGGUAUAAAAAGCUGUUAACCUCCCUUCUAGGGAGGUAACCGAAAUUCUAAGAUGUGUUUAGGGCAUUUCCACUGGGGAUGGCUAUAUCAGUUGUGCAAAAUAUUAGCAAAACCUCUUUGGGGAUAACAGAACCUGCCUGCUUUCUUCCAAUAUACUGAAUGAUGGAGCUUCCCAAUUUUAUUUAUUAGGUUGUUAAAAUGUGCCCAAGGAUAAAAGUAGCUUAUUGUAGGCGCCAUCAGACAAAAUGGGGAGAAGAGUUGUAUUACUGAGGUUAGCCUUUAUUAUCUUGCUAACACUGCAUAACAGAGUUGUACAAGUAUGAUGAGCAAAGGAUAAUAAAAACAUCAAUGCCCUAUUAACUUUGUAUGCUCCUAUGUAUUAAUAGGAGAUGGAUCUUCUCUACUGAAUGUCCCCAUUGUAAAGAACUCUCAUUACCUUCAAAGAUCAAACCCAAAAUAGCUUUAAUAUACUUGCAGCCAUGAAUGUAUUGUAUUAAAAGGUGCCAGUGAAGAAAAACAUGUAUGUAUCGUCUUAACUAUAGGCUGUAAGUCUUAUUAGCUAAAAUAUGAAAUUUAAUCAGUUGCUUUAAUGUGAAUUCUCUGAAAACCGUAUCUUUGCCAUAUCAUUUCUUCUCAUAUAUAUAUAUAUAUAUAUAUAUAUAUAUAUAUAUAUAAAAUCACAAUCACAUGUUUUCCAAACAUAACACCCCAUCUUAUACAACAUAACAAACCUUUGGCUAUCACAGCCUAAGACUUCUGUCAACCUCGACUAAUGGUUUUCUAACUUUCUUUCUGAUUUUGCAUUUUAUUUUAAUAGUUAUUGCUAUAAAAUCCAAAUCCUAAACAAA
Molecule: messenger RNA, 3523 nt
Organism: Podarcis muralis (Common wall lizard)
Lineage: Eukaryota; Metazoa; Chordata; Lepidosauria; Squamata; Lacertidae
Gene: MEP1B
Product: meprin A subunit beta
Biological process (GO): proteolysis
Cellular component (GO): membrane
Molecular function (GO): zinc ion binding; metalloendopeptidase activity; protein binding
Source: RefSeq, a predicted model, not a curated record